Messenger RNA from Saccostrea cuccullata (small rock oyster), 1195 nucleotides. RefSeq names its product multiple epidermal growth factor-like domains protein 10. Gene Ontology annotation, molecular function: scavenger receptor activity. The record is from RefSeq and is a predicted model, not a curated record. Lineage: Eukaryota; Metazoa; Mollusca; Bivalvia; Ostreida; Ostreidae. The transcript is spliced from 7 exons. The annotation marks the transcript as partial.
AUAAUUUAUCAGAAGGUAAGAAUUCUACACAAAGUACAACUUGGUUAUGUUCUCCAAAAAAUUGCUACUUGUAUGCAGCAAACAACGCAGUUGAUGGAGACAUCAGUACAUGUAUGAGACCUCAAUCCAUUGGUUCCUCUUACCCGAUCAAGAUAGUGUGGUGGAGAGUAGACCUCGGAGACACCAAGAGUAUAUACAGUAUUAGGAUCCAGUUUAAAUACUACGGACAGCAAUACUAUAAUCGUCAAAGAGGAAGACUGGCGGGUUUUUCUCUAUAUGCAUCGAACACGACAAACAUACAGAACAGUUAUCUGUGUUACAAAGACGGACCAGAGUUACCUCCGUUGGAUUUUAUCAAUAUAUGUACCAUUCAUGGACGAUAUGUUACAUUUUACAACGAACGAAAUGAGACAUCAUAUCCUGUCGGUUACGAGACUACCAUCGUAACAGAGUUAUGUGAAGUAAUUGUAACUGGCUGUCAAAAAGAUGGAUUUUAUGGUCAAAACUGUGAUCUUGAAUGUCCUCCUCACUGCCAGGAAGGACGAUGUCAUAUAAUAAACGGAACCUGUCUUGAGUGUACAGCUGGCUGGAUCGGAGAGUUUUGCAACAAAACUUGUAUGUCUGGAUUUUACGGUAUGGAGUGUAAAUCAAGGUGUACAGGUCAUUGCCGUGGUGGUGCUUCCUGUAAUCAUAUUAGUGGAGAAUGCGAACAUGGAUGCGAGGAAGGAUGGAUGAUGCCCAGUUGUGAUCAACCAUGUCAGGAUGGAAUGUUUGGAUCUAAUUGUAUACAUAAAUGCAGCAGUCAUUGUACUAACAGUUUACCAUGUGACAAGGCAAGUGGGAAGUGUGAAAGUUGUGCACCUGGCUACAUUGGAAAACGUUGCAAUAAUUCAUGUUUAAAAGGCACGUAUGGCCAAAAUUGUUCAGAGAACUGUCAUAUCAAUUGCCGAGGUCAAAACUGCUUCCAUGAAAAUGGAUUUUGUUCUGAAGAAUGUGAAGACGGAUACCAGGGAAACACAUGUACGGAAAAGUGCAACGUAGGAUGGUAUGGAGACAACUGCUCCAGACAUUGCAGCUUUAACUGCCAAAGGGAAGUGUGUCAUAAUGUACAUGGAGAGUGUAGCUAUGGGUGUAAAACAGGAUGGAUAGGUUCAAACUGCAGUCAAGGUUUGUAUAUAUAAGAAGGUCUACAAAU